AUGUCGACCAUAUCUCAGGCAAUUAUCGACGACCACCGGGAGUUGGAACAAUACUACAAUGAAGUAGUCAACAAUGCAAACAAUCAUGAUCACCAGCAACGCUUCGGGAACCAGUUUAUUUGGGAACUUGCUAGACACUCAGUUGGUGAGGAGCUUGUCCUCUAUCCAGCCAUGGAAAGACACCUCGGGGCAGAGGGCAAAGAAAUGGCCGACUCUGACCGGAAGGAGCAUCAUUCAGUCAAACAGAUGCUCAAAGAGUUUCAAGAGAUGAGUGCCUCUGACUCAAACUACAUCAAUCAGUUGAAGAAGAUAUGGGGUCCACUCUCAGAACACAUCAAGGAAGAAGAAGAACGGGAUUUGCCUGCUCUUGAAAAGAAGCUCCAGUCUGCAGAAGGAGAGUCUGAAUCUAUGGCAAAGUCAUUUGAGAGGACCAAGCUUUUUGUGCCUUCUCGCAGCCAUCCUAGUGCUGGGGAGCAUCCUCCAUUUGAGACGGCAAUGGGGUUACUUGCGGCGCCGAUUGACAAGGUCGCUGAUUUGUUCCGCAAGUUCCCGGACAAAGAGAAGCUGUGA
Pochonia chlamydosporia 170 is the source of this 570-nucleotide messenger RNA. RefSeq names its product HHE domain-containing protein. The record is from RefSeq and is a predicted model, not a curated record. The transcript has 2 exons. NCBI's taxonomy places the organism in Eukaryota, Fungi, Ascomycota, Sordariomycetes, Hypocreales, Clavicipitaceae. Bases 1 to 570 code for a protein of 189 amino acids.